This is a messenger RNA of Triticum aestivum (bread wheat), 958 nucleotides long. RefSeq names its product FCS-Like Zinc finger 17. The record is from RefSeq and is a predicted model, not a curated record. The transcript has 2 exons. Lineage: Eukaryota; Viridiplantae; Streptophyta; Magnoliopsida; Poales; Poaceae. The coding region runs from base 71 to 604 and encodes 177 amino acids.
CCCUCACCUCUCACCACUACACAGGUCCUUGGACUGAGGUGGUCACCUCCUCCUCGGCUCCACGACCACCAUGCUUCCCAGGAUCCAGAAAAGCAUCUUCCACCUCGGGGAGGAGGGUGGCGAUGGCCACCGCAGCGCUGAUGAUCAGCGUGGAGAUAACAUCGUUGACAUCCAGCGGGGCCUCGGGGGACACACCCACGGCCGCCGGCUGCGGCGAGUAGGGGGAGACGCCGCCUCCGACGUCGUCGUCGGGCUGCAGAUCCUCGUCCAGCACCACCCGCAACCGUGUCAUGUCGUCCUCAAGCAGAUGGUCAGCUCGCCGCCGGCCCGCCGCCGCCUUUCUGGCAGCUUCUCGGGGGCCUGCUUCCUGUGCCGGAGGGAGCUCAGUCCCGACAAAGACGUGUACAUGUAUAGGGGUGACCAGGGGUUCUGCAGCGAGGAGUGCCGGCGGCAGCAGAUCUUGUCGGACGAGGCCAGAGAGCACGAGGCCAUGGUCAGCAAGGAGCGUCGAACUCUGGCUCACCGUCGUCACCACCACGGGCCACGGCCGUCGCCGCCGGUGGCGAUCCGGGGCGCGCCAAGGAGAUUACUGGCGGUAGCCUAGCCUGAUUAUUGCAUAAUAAAGCAUGCACGAACAUGAGAUCCAUGAACAAAUCGAUCAAGAACCUAUGAUGCUGGAAAGUUAAUUACAAGUAAUCGAGGGGCAAAUCAAGAAAACCAAUAUGCGAGGUGAGGGUGAGAAUCUUGAGAUGGUAUGAAUAUGGUAGAGAGACGUUGAAGCAGGGCGCAUGUUUUUUUCUUCAGGCUGGUUAGUUCAGAUCUGUAGUCAUGAUGCAACAAAUGUAAUCUGCUCCUGGCCGCCUGUUAAUAUGUGCACAUCCGGUUAACUCUAGAUGGGAGAAAGUAAAAAAAAAGGAAUAAUCGGCACACGAAAAUUUGGUGGCAUGAUGCUGCAAAA